AUGACUGAAAUAUUCCAUAAAGAAAAUUUGCAGAUUGCAAAAGUUCAUUCAAUCCUUGGUGGUGCUCAAAUUGGUUUUAACAAAAGAGAUUGUUAUAACCACUUAAGAAAUGUUCAUCAUAGACAAUUGGAUGGAGGAGAUGCUCAGUCAGUCCUCACUUACUUCAGGAAAAAGCAAGCUGAGAAUCCCCAAUUUUUUUAUGCAAUCCAAUGCGACGAAGAUGGAAGAGCAACUAAUUUCUUUUGGGUCGACUCUCGAUCACGGACAGCUUAUGAAUAUUUUGGAGAUGUGGUCACAUUCGACACAACUUAUAGGACAAACAAGUAUGAUAUGUCGUUUGCGCCAUUCACAGGAGUAAACCACCACUGGCAAUCAAUACAAUUCGGCUGUGCACUUCUACAAGAUGAGACGGAGGCUACCUUUUUGUGGUUAUUUGAGACAUGGCUACAAGCAAUGGGAGGUCGUCAUCCAAUUUCCAUUAUUACUGACCAAGACUUGGCAAUGAAGGGAGCAAUUGCCAAGAUAUUUCCAAAUACUCGCCAUCGUUUAUGCCUUUGGCAUAUCAAGAAGAAGUUUGUUGAGAAGCUGUCCCAUGAAUCAAGUGAGGGAAUUAAUUCAUUUUUCGAUGGAUUUGUUACUUCAACAACAAAUCUUAGAGAAUUUGUUGUUAAAUAUGAUCAAGCACUAAAGAGGAUUAUAGAUAAUGAAAGUGAUGAAGACUUUGAAACAGAACACAAGUUUCGUAUCGUGAAUGAUGAUGAAUUCCUUUUGAAAGAUGCAGCAAAGUUGUAUACCAGAAAUGUUUUCAACAAAUUCAAGGUACAAUGGAUUCAAAUUAAGCACUACAAGGUUGAAGAAAGGGAAUGCGACAAUGAAUGGCACUCAUACCUGGUGAAAAAAAGACUUGGAGAACAUGAGCAAGAUUUUAUGGUGAAGAUAGAUUUGACAACAUACAAGGGUUCUUGUGAGUGCCAAAACUUUGAGUUUGUUGGAAUACUUUGUCGGCACUUGUUAAAAGUAUUUUCACGUCUGGAUAUUGAAACAAUACCAGCACAUUUUAUUCUUCCAAGAUGGAGACAAGAAGCAAACAAAUUUAGGAUAAUGGAUUCUGAAGAUUUGGUGAAAAGUGUUGGUAAAGAAGAAUCAGAAGCUGUAAGACUUAGCCAUAUGUAUCACCAAGCAACUAAAUUGGCAUGUAUUGCUGCACCUUCAAAGGAGGGAUACACAAUAUUAAUGGAUGCUUUAAAUGAAGUAUCAAGAAAAUUGCCAAAAAUUUCAGAUCAGCCUGCUAUCAUUAGGGAAAUGAGUGUUCCUCUAAACCAAGAUGAUCAUACUACCAUGGAAACUAGUGCUUCCCCAAAUAGAGAUGAUCCAUGUACUAAUAUUCUUUCUUCCCAGUCAUUGCUCUUGGACACAAAUAUCUCUAAGACCAAAGGCAAGAAGAAAGAAACUAAGAGUUCUGGCAGAAUAAAGAGUGGUGUUGAGUUGGCCAUGGAGACAGGGAAAAGAAGUGUUACAUGUCUGAGCCAUUAUUUUGGUUUUGUGUUCAUAUUGCGAUUGAACAUAGCAAUUGCAAAAUUUUACAUGCUUUAA
Molecule: messenger RNA, 1593 nt
Organism: Rosa rugosa (rugosa rose)
Lineage: Eukaryota; Viridiplantae; Streptophyta; Magnoliopsida; Rosales; Rosaceae
Product: protein FAR1-RELATED SEQUENCE 5-like
Exons: 3
Coding region: 1-1593 (530 amino acids)
Biological process (GO): regulation of DNA-templated transcription
Molecular function (GO): zinc ion binding
Source: RefSeq, a predicted model, not a curated record